CACAACCCUGCUCGCAGCUGCUGGCGCAGCGGUGCAUGCUGGGCUUUGUAGUCCCUGAGUUCACGCCCCCUCGUCUUGGGCUUCCCCGCGAUUGGGCCAAGAUAAUGGUCUUUGGAACGUGGACUUUUAAAUAAAAAGAGGAGAUAAAAUGUCUGUCCUCACUUCUCCCAGAGGGAAGGCUGAAGUGGUUCAUUGCCGAAGAACAGAAUCCCAGGAUAUCUUUUGUAUCAAAAGCCUCAUUAGAAAAUUUACUCAGAAGCUGUUUGGGAGGCUCAAUAUCAUCUAUCUUCUAGAAAAGGCAAACCUUGCUGUUACCCUCUGCAAUGACAAGGAGGAGAUCAUGGCCCAUGCCAUCUUCUUGGACUAUCCCAACUGGAAUGUUGCCAAGCAGGACGACUGGGUGUCAUUGUUCCAGGAACUUGACAAUGAAAUCCCAUGCACACCCCUGAAUACACUGUUUAUGCACUUCUUUGUGGCCGUGGACGAGUAUUCCACCGGCUGCCUCAAAGAGAUCAUUCGGACUGUGUUCAAGGCAGUACCAGAACUGUACUUCAUAUUCCUUAUAGUGCCAACAUAUGUGAGCCUAGGUUCAACUCUGAUAACUGUAUUUGACCAAGUGGGGAAUAUUCCAUGUUUAACCUAUGAUGAAGACUUUGCAGUGCACAUAUGUCACAGGCAUGACCACUACCCUCAGCUGCACAUUCGCAAAGCCAGGGUGGAAGACCAUGACGAUCUCAUGCCAAUAUUUAUGCACUAUGACAACACUCUGAGAGAAAUCUAUGGUGAAUACUUCCUGGCUGAACUAAUAGAGGCCCAAGACGAAGAGAAUCAUGCUGUGGUGUGUGAGGUGGAAGGCAAGGCUGUUGGGUUCAUGAGUGUGUGCUCCAGUGUGAACUUGCCCCUGCUGCACAAAUGCUUCGACUUGGGCCCUUUCCAUGGAUUCUGUUUCCCACAUCCCGAUGAUCUUUUGGAACCAUCAAAGGAAUCAAGUAUUCAAGAAAGUCAAGAUACUGAAAUCAAGAGUGACAGCCAGGGUUCUCAGAAGGUAGCUGAGGAACUGGGCAUGCUUGCUUCUUCAGAGGCCGUGGUAGAGACACAGGAGAAAGAAAGCGAAGAAUCUUCAUCCGAGGAUAUGCUAUCAGGAACCUUCAGUAGAUUGUCUGAUGAAAUGCAGGAUGUGGACCAGAAGCUCAGUGUGCUUUCCAUGGCUGACGAGGACCUCACUUUGAGCAGUGAGAGCUCCCUGCCAUCCUUCCUGUUCCCGGAGGAAUCCUCCCACUUCCGCCCCAUCUACCUGGGAGAAUCUGCUGCGUUUUGUAUUCAGCUCUUUUGUAUUGAUGAGAAAUAUGAGGCAAGGUCCCUGGAUUUUAUGAGUUUUGUUUUCAGUCUUUUCCCUCAUAAGAACUUCUGUUUGAUAUCUGUGCCCCAUCUCACACCUGAGUUUGUCCUCAUCCAGAACUUUGUGAAGGUCGUCCCAUUCAACAAUUGCACGCUGGAGCAUGAUCUCUAUGUGUUCCAUCGAGCCGGAUUGCUCAGGUCCAUUAAGAUAAGAUUAGCCAAUUUUGUGGAUACUGCUGGUGUUGAAAAUCUUGUCAGCACCCUCGUACUGAGUAGGAAGAUACUGGAUGAUUUUGCCCAGUACAACGAGGCUUGCAGAGACCCUGAUGGGACAGCUCUGCAGGUGUUUGUAGCUGAAGUUGCAAAUCAAAUAGUUGGCAUUGCAGUGAUCAGAAAAGAAAUGGAUAUAGAGUUCAUACGAUCUCAUUACAACAUCGAGGACUUCAUCUACUUUAGCCACCACCAGCAGGAAGAGCAUGGGCGCUUGCACCAUUUUGCCCUGAACCCUAUUUUCCGACACUACACCAAGUUUUUCCUGAAGGAGAUCCUUCGCUUAGGCUAUAAGUCAUGUCUCUACUACCCUGUAUACCCACAAUCCAGGGACAGCAAGCUUCAGAACUCGGCCGCCCACUCCCUGACAUCUGCCCUUCAUUACUUGGUUCCCGUGCGACCACGACGACAGAUUGUCUAUCCUCUGGAAAAGCUUGGCAUAAACGCUCCAUCAAAGGAGGUCUCCAAGGAUCAGUUGAGUUAUGCCUUAAACCACACAAACAGGAAACUAACGUUAGAACCAAAAGUCACUGUCAAUGCCAGAAUCGUUGUGGUUGGUGCAUCCAGUGUUGGAAUUUCAUUCCUGGAGACACUGGUAUUUUGCUCUCACCUGAAGUUUAAUAAUCUCACCCUGAUUUCAACUCAUGGACUCCCAGGAAAAAAACUUUUGGGCAGCGAACAAAGGAAGUUCCUAGCAAGCGACCACUGUUUUAAUGAUAAAGAUUAUGCACUGAUGUCUCUGUGCUCCUGGGUCAACGUUGUGGUUGGUAGAAUGACGGGCAUAGACCGAGCAGCCAAGCGCGUUGUGGUUUCCAAGAGCGAGACUGUGUUCUACGACCACCUCAUUCUCUGUACCGGGCAGCAGUACCAGGUCCCGUGCCCCACGGGGGCUAGCAUGGACCAACAUCUGACAAACAGAGAGGUUCUGGAGAGCAGCAAGCUGAGGUACACUGGGAAAGUCCCUCACAACCUUUUCAUUCUCAACAACGAGGAAGACUGUGUUAAGGCACUCAUUUGGAUGAGGAGCAACGCCAUCCUCACAGAAGGGAAGGUCAUUGUCUAUGGGAAUACAAUUGACGCUUACACAACGGUGGAGACACUCAUGCACAUUGGCGUGAAGGGGAACUGCAUCUCCUUUGUGUAUCCCCCAACUGAUUCCAACAUAACCUGUAUCAACAACUAUGUGAUAGAGACUGCCGUGAAGGAUGCGCUCAGUGCAGCUGGCGUGACUGUCUAUCGGGAUGCGCUGUUGGCUCAGUGGAACGAUGGCCAGGACCCAGACCCAAUUUGCAGUGCCUGCUUCACUACCUCCACCAAGCCCUUCAGAUUGGAGUGUUCAGUAUUCUUCAGCUUCUACAAGAAAAAUGUGGAUUAUGAAACAUUUAAAGCCUUUAAUGAUGCAUGCCUUGUCUAUGAUGGUCGACUUGUGAUUGACACCACCUUCCACACCAAUGAUAUAGCCAUCAGAGCUGCUGGCUCCCUCACUAAAUUCUCUAACCGAUAUUACUCAAAUGAAUGGACUCAUAGCAACUUCAGUUCAAAAGAAAUAGGCUUUCAGCUGGCAGCAGCUAUGCUCAGUCUCUUUGACCCAACCCUGGAGCCUGUGACUGAACCACCAGCUGACCUUGACCGGCUCAUCCCCAUGUACAAGGGAGCUAAGAUCCAAGGAGGCAUUCUUCCUGGGUCUUAUCAUUAUCUGCAUAUUGCCAAACCUGCCAUUCCAAGUCCCUUGGAUGUUCAAAGGUCACAGCCUGAUUUUGGUUCAGAAAUAAUAACAGGUAAUGUGAAAGAUGGCACAUACUUCCGACUGUACAUUAACAAGUAUAAGUUGGUGGAGGCCAUCACAUGCUUUUCAAAGGAGCCCUUCCCAGUCUCCAACUACAUCCGCUUGUAUGGACAGCAUGAGCAAGUCCUCAACAACCUGUGCACUCGUUUUGAUGAAAAGUUGAUUCCAGAUCUCUACAGCUACUUCACGGAGCCGUGGUGCAUGGCCAUCUUCCACGAUCGUUUUAUUGAUCUCAGGAAGGAGUUGCGCCAAAUCUUAAACUCCAAGCAGGAGAUAGACAUACCUUCCAUGGAGCAGCUAGCCUACAAGAUAGAGGAUGAGGAAAUAAACCUGAAUGAGAAGCCCCAGAAAUACCUCCAAAGGGUUUUCGAGGAUUCCAUCUACAAAAACCUGCUGGAGAAGAGCAUCCUGGAUUACCUUCAUUACAACAAGUACCACCUGCCCAUGUAUGCGUGGCCAGGCAUCAUUUAGCUGUGGCCAGAGGCCCCCUGGCAUCACUUCCUAGCUCAGGUCAGCCAAGUGCUCAGCAGACAAGUCCCCUUGCCCCUCCCCCAAUCCCCGCUCUUCCUCCUGUGGUUUCCUGGUGUUCCAGUAGGUGGCGCUUGUCUGUGUGGCACUGCUAAACCAGGGAGCUUUACAAACAGGCAUGUUCUGUGCAGAAUAAUCCACUCUAGCAAUAAAAUGAACUCCU
Messenger RNA from Onychomys torridus (southern grasshopper mouse), 4085 nucleotides. It is a transcript of the gene Cfap61, whose product is annotated as cilia and flagella associated protein 61. Bases 149 to 3865 code for a protein of 1238 amino acids. The record is from RefSeq and is a predicted model, not a curated record. Lineage: Eukaryota; Metazoa; Chordata; Mammalia; Rodentia; Cricetidae. The transcript is spliced from 27 exons.